AUGCGCUGGGUUUCAUUUGUCACAAUCAUCAGCGUUGCGCUUGCACCGGCAGUCAGUGCCCGUCCUCGGUGUCGACCUGAUAAGCAGACUACCACCUCCGAUGCUGCAUCUUUGAGCGACACUGCAACUGUCACGAGUCUGGAUACCUCCACUGCAACUGCCACUUCUUUGGAUAUUCCUGUUACCCGCGAGACUACCACCGACUCUACCACCACCCUCGAGACCACAACUAUCGCAGUUUUGGAGACUUCGACCGACCUCCAUUCCGCUGCCAUUACCGAGACAAUCACGGCCGAAGCAACUACGACUGAAGUGACCACUACUGCAGCCGCUACCACCACCCAAGCUGCUGGGCCGACUAUUUAUGUCAAGAACGGCGAGUUCGAGGAUCAGCCAAACACCGCCUGGACUGUACAAGACGCCCAAAUCAAGACCGACGUAUCAAAAGCCUCUUCAGGCAGCCGAUAUGUUCAAUUCGAUGCUGUGAAUGAAUUUGUAACCGGCAGCAAACAGAUAAGCCAAAACAUCAAAAGCCUUAGCACCGAACGCCUCUAUCGCUUAGAUGUCGCUUCAGUUGUCUUUAGUGAACCCGCUGUUGUUCGCGAGCCUUCCACCAUUUGCGUUAUUCAACCCAAUUUCGGUACCAGGUCGCUGGCACAGUGGCGUCUCGAUUUCGAUAACCUUGAUCAAUACAAGGCCAACUUUGUCAACUUCACCCCUGAUACAGAGGAUGGAAUCUUGUUGCUUAGACUUCGAUGCAGUGAUGGCAAGGUGGUUAGCAUAUCUGCUGGUGUGGAUGAUGUUUCGAUUGUUGACAUUGGGCCCAAGUUGGUUGGCUAA
Molecule: messenger RNA, 840 nt
Organism: Fusarium graminearum PH-1
Lineage: Eukaryota; Fungi; Ascomycota; Sordariomycetes; Hypocreales; Nectriaceae
Exons: 2
Coding region: 1-840 (279 amino acids)
Source: RefSeq, a predicted model, not a curated record